GCGAACGCAAUCGAAAGCGCAAUCGGACAUUUAUUAUUUACAAUAUAACGAAUAUCGCAAGAACAUAUGGGAUACACACGUUCUGAAAUGGAAAUCUAUGUGUCUCUGUGGGAAACUAGAAAUCAGAUCCUAGCUUUGUCAGUGUUAUUUGCUGGAUGCAUAUCUGGCUAUAUUGAAGAGAGCUAUGGGCAUCACGGAGGAGAACUACUUCAACAUUACGAAGGAGGUCAUGAAGAAUAUCACCAAGAACAUCAUGAACCCUACCACUACCCUAAAUACAAAUUCAACUACAAAGUUAGCGACCCCCACACUGGAGAUGAGAAACAACAGUACGAAGAAAGGGAAGGUGAUCAAGUGAAGGGACAGUACUCGCUCAAGGAAGCCGAUGGUACCACCAGGGUAGUUGAAUACAAAGCUGACAAGCACAAUGGGUUUGAAGCGGUUGUCCACAAAAUUGGGGAACCCCACCACCACGUCGAGGAACAUCACAUCCCCCACCAUUUCGAACAUGAACACUACCAUUGAGUGGGAGGAGAUAUGAGGUGGCAUGUGUCGUAAGGUCGGAAUUUUAUUUACUGUUUUUUUAUUUGUUAAUAAAUACGUUAACAAACGGAGACGGUUUCAUUCUCAUCGUUGAACGACAGUAUUAUAGUCUCAACUGGUUAAAGAUAUUUAUUUUCUAGCAACGACGAGGAAACAAUUCGUGCUUCAAAGUUGGUUCUUAGGUAUAUGAACGGAUGAAUGAAGAAUAAAGAUAUCUACAGCAGGGAAUCUCUACUAUAAAAAGCAUUUGAAAGCCUUACUAGCAAACGGUAAACGGAUUUGCCUAAAAUCCACGCAAGAAUACUUCAUUGAUUUUUUUUUAGAGAAGAAUUAGAAUUAAAUUAGACUUGAGGCAUUUUUAGUUCUACAUAAUAUACGAAACUCGUGGUUUAAAAAUACCAAUUGGGUAGAUUUGUUAGCUUCCAAUGCUAGAAAAUAAACAUCCUAUCAAAAUAUACUUUAUAUAGGUUUUCUAAGGCAUGGACGAG
Messenger RNA from Acanthoscelides obtectus, 1031 nucleotides. The record is from the annotation of a GenBank genome assembly. Lineage: Eukaryota; Metazoa; Arthropoda; Insecta; Coleoptera; Chrysomelidae.